Messenger RNA from Diuraphis noxia (Russian wheat aphid), 2200 nucleotides. It is a transcript of the gene bs, whose product is annotated as serum response factor blistered. Gene Ontology annotation, molecular function: cis-regulatory region sequence-specific DNA binding; DNA-binding transcription factor activity, RNA polymerase II-specific; protein dimerization activity. Gene Ontology annotation, biological process: positive regulation of transcription by RNA polymerase II. The record is from RefSeq and is a predicted model, not a curated record. NCBI's taxonomy places the organism in Eukaryota, Metazoa, Arthropoda, Insecta, Hemiptera, Aphididae.
GCGACGACGACUUCGACUUCGACCGCGGUCCGACGACACGACUCGUUUUCUACGACGACCGUCGUGUGUAGUGGGUAUCAUAUGAAGCACGUCUUGCGCCAUUCCGUCGUCUACACAUGGACGUGUCACACGUGUAGUUUGUGCUCGCGCUGCACACCGUAACGACUCGACUAUCGCGCGCCGUAUCGUUUUUUUUUUUUUUUUCAAUCGACAUAAAUAAAAAAAAAUAUUUUACGACAGAAAUUCGACGUCGUGCGAUACUACAGUCAUCGUAUAUAUUUUUCAAUUUUUACGCUCGUUUUGGCAGUCGUCGUGUGCGGGAGGCUGCAAUAGUGCCGUGGCAAUUAACGCUGUCCGCCGAUUUCGACGCGUGUGAUCACAUACCCGUGUAAAAUAAAAAUACGCCGUGUUUAUAUUAUUAUCAAUGUAAUAUAAUAAUAAUAAUAAUAAUAAUAUAUUAUAAUUGACGGCGAUCCCGUCYGRAACACCGCCUCGCACUCGACGUCGGGAAUAUAUUGUGUACAAUUUUUUAAAAUUUUUAAAAAUAGAAAAACCGCGCGGCACAUGCGCCACUAGUUCUAUUAUUGUACGAACGCAGGUCGAAUUACUCGUGCUCGUGCUGUGGCGGGAGGGCGACCGUGGAAUUCAACACGACGACGGCAUAACCGUUCGUAUCUUCACAGCAGUGGCAACAGCUGCACCACCGCCGGUGUCCCGCCGUUAUCAGUGCCGCGGCCGUUGUUAUCAGUGACGUUUGUUUUCGUUAUUUUUGUUGAAUUUUAUCUYAUAGUUGUUGCUGCCGCGUAUACCCGUACUCUGGAACCACAGACGUUCGUCCCUCACGUCCCGACCAAAAUAAAAUCGCCCGUAGAUAACAUAGUACGUUGCCGUUUGYUGCGGUCGGCCGGUGCUGACCGCAUCGCGUGUGCGUGUAGUGCGUGGAUGACCAGUCGUAGGCGGUCAAGUGCAUGAGGUGGACAGCGAUGGACAGUGCGUCUGGCGGUGGCGGCCGCGACAAUAGAUUCGGCAUGGGUUACGCGUCGAACAUGUCGCUGUUGGACCCGUCGGACAUUUACAACAAUGGCGUUGGUGGUCAACAACAACGGCCGUCCACGUCCCGUACACCACCCAUGAUGGGAUGCGGUCCUGGAGGUCCUGUACACCAGCGUGGCAUCAAGCGAUCGCUGGGCCCCGGCACAAACAUGUGCUAUGAACCAACCGACCACCAUCGGUUGGUCGACGACAAUUUUUCGCCACCUUCGGUAAAGGAUGUUUCACCGUCGAAUGGCAAGAAGACCAAAGGCCGUGUAAAAAUCAAAAUGGAAUACAUUGAGAAUAAGUUGCGCAGAUACACUACGUUCUCCAAGAGGAAAACCGGUAUCAUGAAGAAGGCCUACGAGUUGUCAACACUAACAGGCACUCAAGUGAUGCUAUUAGUAGCAUCUGAAACGGGACAUGUGUAUACGUUUGCCACGCGCAAGUUACAGCCUAUGAUUACUUCUGAAGCUGGCAAAGCGCUUAUCCAAACAUGCUUAAAUUCACCAGACCCGUGCCCGUCAUCAUCAGGUGCAAACUCAGGAGACCAACGCAUGUCAGCAACUGGAUUCGAGGAGACCGACCUGUCUUACAACAUUGGUGACGACCACGAUUCCAAAGAAACCGACGGGAUGAGUUCUAGAGCGUCGGACAGCGGCGCAGAGUCUAGCGGAUCCGAAUCACCGCCCCCCGCAGCAGCCGGUCCAGCCACGCGGUCACCGCCGUCGCCGUCGCCGCUGACGUCCUCCUCGGCAGCGGCAGCAUCAGCAGCCACCGCGUCUCCCGGGAUUUUCAGAUUGACGUCGAGCAACGCGGAGUUGGUGUACUCGAACCUUGCAGCCAUGGUCAAUUCGUCCGGCGCUUCCGGUCCACAGCAGCAGGCGGCCGUCCUGUUCCGGUUGGGGCAGCUAGGCCGUCAGCUCCAGGCAUCCGGACAACAACCGUUCAUAUUGCCGAUGCCGAAUCCGCCAGCGGCGCACCAGACACCCGCCGAUCUCAGCAGCAAGUCGUCGCGGAACAAAUCGGAACUCUGAAAUCCUUACGGGCGGYCAGCGUCCAUGUAUAACGUCCAAAGUACAUGGUAUAUUAUAAUAAUAUGUAAAAUAUAUACCUGACGUGCAAGCCCACCGAUAGCGUCUUAAAUAAUAUACAAUUUUUAUCAUUA